GCGGUGCAGUCAGUGUCUGCGGGGGACGGAGCACCUCAGACGGGAUGGAGGCUGUCGGUACGCGGCGGUAGCUCCGCGGAUCUCCGGCCGGCCGCUGUGUGUCUGUCCCCGCUCAGGAUGUCUGUGUCCGGGAUGAAGAAGCAGCUCCACAAAGCCAGCCAGCUGCUGAACGAGAGGCUGAUGGGAGCUGAAGGGACGAAGAUGGACGAAGACUUCCUGAAGAUGGAGAAGAGCGUUGUAGUCAUCCACUCUCUGCUGGUUGAGCUGCUGUCCAGAACUACAGAGUUCCUCCAGCCGAACCCAGCUGACAGAGCCAAACUGAGCAUGCUCAACACGAUGUCCAGGAUUCGAGGACAGGGGAAGUCGGUGGGUUACCCGCAGACAGAGGGCAUGCUGGGAGACUGUAUGUUGCACUACGGCCAGGAGCUCGGAGCUGCUUCUGAAUUUGGUGGCGCUCUGUCUGGUGUGGGUGAAGCUCUGCAGCAGGUUGCUCAGGCCAGGGACACUCUGGACAUCAACGUCAAACGCAGCUUCAUCGACCCACUGCAGGACCUCAAUGACACGGAGCUGAAGGAGAUCAGGUACCAGCUGAAGAAGCUGAACGGUCGUCGGCUGGACUUCGACUACAAGAGGAGACGAAGAGGGAAAGUCCCGGCGGAGGAGGUCCGACAGGCCUGGGACAAGUUCAUCACAUCCAAAGAGCUGGCAGAGAGGAGCAUGUUCGUCCUGCUGCAGAACGAUGUGGAUCAGCUCAGUCGUCUGGCUGCCCUGGUCGCCGCGCUGUUGGACUUUCACCGCAACGCCCACCGCAUCCUCCUGGGUCUCCAUGGCAACCUGCAGGCAAGGCUGACGGCUGCCAGCAACAGACCAGAGCGACGAUUCAGACCCAAAAAGAUCCGGAUCAGGAGUGAACACAACGGCAGCAUUGGAUUUUACCACCAGCCGGCAGUCACAUCUACGGUUUCCUCAGGAGAGCAGUUCACAGCAUUACCGUCCAGACCCGGCAGUCCCAUCUCCUGUUACAGUGUCUCUCGUCCAGCCGACAGUAAGCUGGUCCUGGAUCAGCCCUGUUGCCGGGCGCUGUACUCCUUCCACCCGAACCACGAGGGCGAGCUGGACUUCAGCGAAGGCGACGUCAUCAUCCUAACCAAUCAGGUCGACGGCAACUGGUACGAGGGCACGCUCGGCGGCCAGUCGGGACUGUUCCCCGUCAGCUACGUGGACGUGCUGGUGCCUCUGCCGUUACCAUGAUGACAAAACAUCCACGGACUCCACGCCAAACAUAGUACACGUUGGUCUGAGUGUGCUUUCAGUGAUAUGCAACUUUUCGGCUUCUUAUUUGCACUUUUUCACACGCGACUCAGCGGGCUGCGAGUCGGUUUCACAGGAAAGGAAGGCCAUAGUUUCUACUGGAGAGCACUUUAGUUCCUGAUCUCAUGUUAGACAUUAAAACACCAGCUGCUACAGAGCUCAGUCAGUAAAACAAGUGUGUGUUUCCCUUUAAGACUUUUAGCUUCUUUUCGAGCACAAAACUGCUCUUGCCUUUCACGUUUCUAUUUCUGAACUUAAACACAUGCAGCCAAAUAAGAUAGAUCGACUGUUUUAGAGCACCAUCAGGGUGCAACCACUAGAAUGUUUCAUGAUAAAUAUCAGUGUAAGUUUACUUUAUAUUUAAGGCUACCAGUGUCGUGGGUGGUACUGUGUGACAGCUGUGAUCAGUGUCGUUCACUCUGCAUGUACUUAAAGCAAACUUAUUGUAUUGUCUGCACUUUAUCUGAAGCUUUAUGAGACUCAGGCCAGGAAAUGCUUUUUUAUGACUUAAAGGUACAUUAUGUAAUUUCUGCCACUAGG
Messenger RNA from Morone saxatilis (striped sea-bass), 1851 nucleotides. RefSeq names its product SH3-domain GRB2-like 3b (gene sh3gl3b). Gene Ontology annotation, molecular function: protein binding. NCBI's taxonomy places the organism in Eukaryota, Metazoa, Chordata, Actinopteri, Moronidae. The record is from RefSeq and is a predicted model, not a curated record. Gene Ontology annotation, biological process: synaptic vesicle uncoating. Gene Ontology annotation, cellular component: glutamatergic synapse; cytoplasm; presynapse.